AUGGACCCGCCGCCCGUGCAGCCGCCGACGCUGGUGACCGCGACCGAGAUGGCCGACGACGUCGCUGCCGACGCGGUCGUCGCCGUCGUUGCCGCCGGAGCAGCGAUCGUGUACGACAACUAUUUAAACCGCCGCAUCUUCAGCUACACGGCGCACCGCGUCGGCGCCGAUGUGCUGGAGUUGGCUUCGGUCAUUGAGCUCGCUCGGCGGAAUCAGUGCGCUUUCCACGACGGCGGCGUCAACGCCGACGAAGGCCGCGCGCAGGACGUUGACCUCUGGGCUCGCAAGAUGACGCCAAUGAAACCUAUGACCGCCAGUAACCACGGACCACUGAGCCCAUCGCGAGCAAGCACGGCGGCCAGCCAUCACAGCGCCGAGCCAGGAGGCGUGGUUGCUCCAGCAGCCAACGGAAUCGAGACGCAGUCAGUCGGCUCUUCCAGCGCAACGUCGCCUCGAAGGCAGGUCUCGAUGCAGGCGAGUCCCAACAAGAAGCGCAUCGUCAAGGAAGCGCAGGUCGUGCAUGUGCCCGAGCCCGAGUGCCCCGCGGACGUCCGGUUGGCCGAAGCCAGCCGGCGACAAGCCCUUCUUCGGCUGCUGCAAGAGGCGGCAACGCCACCCGAAGACGACGCACCGCUCAAGCCAGCACCCGAGCGGCGCCGAGCGCCAGUCCCGACGAAGAAGAAGCGCCCGAAUACUCUGUCCUGCACGACGGCGCCAGCGGCCAUCGACCCCGCCGACGACGCCGUGCUCAUUGAAUUCAAUGUCUCUGACAUUGGCGACACGCGCGUGCCAAGUCGGCGACGCCACUCUACGCGGCAACACGUCACUGCGACGCACGACCGUCCCCGGCCGUCCAUUUCCGUACCCAGCAUCGCAGAGCAGCGCAGCUUCCGGGAAAAUGCGCAAAUGCGAAUACCAGAGAACGCACUGCACUCGGUCGAGAGCCUCGCGCCGGUGCCAGGCGUCAAGGUGCGAUACCCGUCUCGGGACGAAGACAGUCGACCAUUGUCCGCGCGGUCGGCCGAAAUGCCAGCCAUCACCGCCAACGGGUCCAGCGCCAAAGACGGCGAAACCCGCGCCGCCACGGCCCAGUCGUGCGCCAGCAGCGCUGGAAAGCGAACCACCACGAGAGAGGCCGCUUGCAACCCGUCCACGGGGGUGGGCACCUCUGCGUCGACCUUGUGGAAGCCCAAGAAAACCAAGAUCCAAGACCGACAGACGCAGCCGAUUCCUGUCACCCGCAAGCAGCCACAGCGCAGCCAUCCACAGUACAUUAUCGUGCAGGAGUGUUCGCCACCUACGCGUGCAUGUCAAGUCGUUCGGGUCGUAUCACCACCCAAGCCCACCAAGCCGCCGUCACAGACCACUGCGUCGCCUCUGAUUUGCCGCCGCACCAAGCUCAAGUGACGCGUCGUACAAUGCGCACCGGUCGCUCCACCAACAUCCUCCACCAACACACUUAAAUAGUGCGAUUACCAGGAUUCCCAUCAUGUCUCGAC
Molecule: messenger RNA, 1499 nt
Organism: Saprolegnia parasitica CBS 223.65
Lineage: Eukaryota; Oomycota; Saprolegniomycetes; Saprolegniales; Saprolegniaceae
Exons: 10
Coding region: 1-1407 (468 amino acids)
Source: RefSeq, a predicted model, not a curated record